UGAAAUAAAAAGUCCAACGAUUAAGUAGCAAAAAUGAAUUAUUCUUUUCCAUCGUUAUCUAGUGUUGCGGCCAGCGUACUUGCCAUUUUAACUCCAUUAUUAAUCUACACUUCCUUUGUGAUAUCAAAAAUGGCAAGGAAUAAUAAGCGACUACCACCUAAAGCUGAUGGCGGAUGGCCUUUUAUCGGCCACCUUCAUCUCCUUGCAGGGUCACAGCCAGCUCACAUAACCCUGGGAAACAUGGCUGAAAAGUACGGGCCAAUAUUCACUAUCAAGCUGGGUGUCCAUCCGACGUUGAUUGUAAGCAGUCGAGAGAUGGCUAAAGAGUGCCUGACUACGAACGACAAAGCGUUUGCCAGUCGUCCUAAAGGUCUAGCCAUGGAAAUCCUGGGCUAUAACUAUUGCAUGGUUGGUUUCAGUCCAUAUGGAGACUACUGGCGCCAUAUGCGCAAAAUAAUAACUCUUGAGCUUCUCUCAAAUCAUCGACUAGAGAUGCUAAAGAAUGUGAGAGAGGCAGAGGUAAAAAUGGCCAUAAAAGGGCUAUACAAAGAAUGGAUAAAGAACAAAACUAAUUCCGAUAAAAUCUUGGUGGAGCUGAAGACAUGGUUUUGGGACAUAACUUUAAACGUGAUAUUGAAGAUAAUUGUACAGAAACGUUAUGUGGAGGAGUACAAAAACGGAUGCAGCGAAGGUCAAGAUAGCAGCACAUGGAGAGAUGCAUUAAGGGAAUUUAUGGAAUUGUCUGGAAAGUUUUCGGUUUCGGAUGCGCUUCCAUAUUUAAGGUGGUUGGAUUUGGGAGGAGUUGAAAAGGAGAUGAAGGAGAACGUUAAAAAGAUAGACCAUGUUCUUGAAAAUUGGUUGCAAGAACACAAGCAAAAGAAAGAAGAUUCCGGCGACUUACCAAAGGAAGAAGAAGACUUCAUGAGUGCGUUACUGUCGAUUCUCGAUGACGCAAAAGAGCUUUCCAGUAGAGAUGCUGAUACUAUCAAUAAAGCUACGUGCCUGACUCUUAUUUUAGCCGCAUCAGACACAACUGCUAUCACCUUAACAUGGACUUUAUCUUUAUUACUUAAUAACCGCGAUGUCCUGAAGAAAGCCCAAGAAGAACUAGAUAUCCAUGUCGGUAAAGAAAGGCAAGUGAAAGAGUCAGACAUGGCUAAUUUGGUUUUUCUCCAAGCUAUCAUUAAAGAAAGUUUAAGAUUAUAUCCUGCGGCGCCAUUAUCUGUGACACAUGAAUCUAUUGAAGAUUGUACUGUGGGUGGUUACUAUAUUCCGGCAGGCACACGCCUUGUCGUCAAUGUUUCAAAAAUUCACAGAGAUGAAAGUGUCUGGUUAAAUCCUUCAGCGUUUCAACCGGAGAGAUUUCUUACUACUCACAAGAAUAUCGACUUCAAGGGCCAAAAUUUUGAGCUGAUACCAUUUAGUAGUGGAAGAAGAAUGUGCCCUGGAAUCUCAUUUGCUCUUCAAGUUCUGAAUCUCACACUUGCCACCCUUCUACAUUCUUUCGAAAUUGAAACUCCAUCGAAUCAACCAGUUGAUAUGACUGAGAGCGCCGGAAUCACUAAUCUGAAAGCCACUCCUGUAGAAGCGCUUCUCAUUCCACGCCUUCCUGCUUAUCUCUACUAGAAAUAUAUAUACAUAUGCAAGAAAAUAAAUUAGUUUACGUCUAUUUCAAAGAUGCUAAGUUUAUUAUAUGUUCGAUCUCGUUAUGCAUGCAGUCCAUCCCAAUGACUCGUUUGUUAUAUUUAUGCAAGAUAUAUAAUAAUAAUAAUAAUAAUAAAAAGGCUUGCAAAUA
Jatropha curcas is the source of this 1795-nucleotide messenger RNA. RefSeq names its product cytochrome P450 CYP82D47. Gene Ontology annotation, molecular function: oxidoreductase activity, acting on paired donors, with incorporation or reduction of molecular oxygen; iron ion binding; monooxygenase activity. The record is from RefSeq and is a predicted model, not a curated record. NCBI's taxonomy places the organism in Eukaryota, Viridiplantae, Streptophyta, Magnoliopsida, Malpighiales, Euphorbiaceae.